AUGAAUAUUGAAGAGAGAAAGAAAGAAAUUCAAACUGGAAUUUAUGAACAAGAAAUAUUUGAAGAACUUGGUGAGGUACUUAAAGAAAAAUUCUUUAAAUAUAUAAAUGAAGAAAAUUAUGAAUAUUAUAUAUAUGAAGAAAAGGAAGAUAAAAAUUUGAUAAAUUAUAAUAAAUAUGAUAAAGAAUUUGUAUGUAAGGAUAGAAAAAAAAAUAAUACUUGUAUAACAUAUGAUCAUAUAUAUUCUUUUAUAUCUUUUAAAAAAUUUACUGGAAAAAGUAUAUCUUUUGAUUAUAAUGGAAACUAUAAAUAUCAUAAUUUCGAUCUAAAUGAAGAAAUAGAUAAUAAUAUAAAAGAGAAAAUAAUAAAAAAUACAUAUAGUAAAAAUAUAUUUUAUGAUAAUAUAAAAGGACAAAUUAUCUUACGAAUUGAAAAUAUAAAAAGGAUAAUUAGUAUUAUUAAAAACUAUACAUAUUGUAUACAUAAAUUACAAAAUGAACAACAACAAAAAAAAAAUGACAGUACUAGUUUAAAUAAUUAUCCUAUAGACUUUAAUAAAUUACUUGUGAAAUUAUAUAAUAUGGAAAAUUAUAUUUAUGAAAUUAUAAAAUAUGAACAAUUAUAUGAUCCUUACUGGAAUAAGAAUCAAAAAUAUUAUAAAUAUGUUAAUAAUUUUAUAUAUAUAACUUCUCCCCUCAAAAACAAAAACAGAAUUAUGAAAAAUAAUAAAAAUUUUAAUAAUUAUAAAACCAUAUAUGAUGUAUUAUUGAAAUAUAAUAUGGAUAAUGUUACACAAGAUGAUAAUAUAUCCUCAACACUACGAAUAAAUAAAUUAACAAAUAUUCAUUUUUUAAAUUUAUUAUAUUUUAAAUAUCAAAAUGUUACUACGAAAUAUUUAUUUAUUCAUAAUAAAUUAUAUAAAUAUGAAGACUUAUUAAAAAGUCCAGUAUGUUUUAAUGACAAAGAAAAUAUUUCAUCGAUUUUUUUAUCCUUCUUCUUAUUUUUAAAUAUUUGUCUUAAUGAAAAUACAUACAAAAGAAUACUUAAUUAUAUCUAUUUAAUAAAAUUAAAAUUAAAAAAGAAAAUACAAUAUAUAAAACACAAAGAUGAUAAGAAACUUUUAAAUAUGUUAUCAAAUAUUAAAGAUCUUAUAAUGAACAUAAAUAUUAAUAAUAAAUCACACAACAAAUUAUCAUUAUAUUUAUCAUCCAUAUUUAAUAUUCUAACAUUACAAAUAAAUGAUAACCAUAAACAAACUCUACAAUUAUAUAAGAAACUCCUAAAUUGUGAAAUUAAAAUCAACAUAUUAUCUGAUGAAGUUCAAAAUAUCAAUAAACUCACAGAAACAUUAAAUAAAAAAUUAGAUGCAAAUAUUCAAAAAUGGAAAAAUAUAAAAAAUAAAAUCAUCUCAUCAUAA
Messenger RNA from Plasmodium adleri (nom. inval.), 1416 nucleotides. RefSeq names its product conserved Plasmodium protein, unknown function. The record is from RefSeq and is a predicted model, not a curated record. Lineage: Eukaryota; Apicomplexa; Aconoidasida; Haemosporida; Plasmodiidae. Bases 1 to 1416 code for a protein of 471 amino acids. The transcript has a single exon.